This is a messenger RNA of Perca fluviatilis (European perch), 672 nucleotides long. It is a transcript of the gene cfap276, whose product is annotated as chromosome 5 C1orf194 homolog. Lineage: Eukaryota; Metazoa; Chordata; Actinopteri; Perciformes; Percidae. The transcript has 5 exons. The record is from RefSeq and is a predicted model, not a curated record. Bases 125 to 535 code for a protein of 136 amino acids.
CCAGGUUGUAAACAUUUAAGUAGGGUUCAUUCGGGUUCAUUCCUCAUAAAAAGCUAACAGCAACAACAUCAUUACGGACAUAUAUUGUGUUUUUCGUCUGCAGAGCUUCGUGUUGUCAUUAAAUAUGUCUAGCCGGGAUCCUUUCCCCUCCACAAAGUUUGAAAACUGCUUCACUCUCAGCGGAUUCCGGCCGCAGCAGAGAAAAACCUAUGAUAAACCAACUCACAUAGCCCAAACAGAGGAACCCUGGAGUCGCCUCCAUGAUACAGCCACUCUGGCCAGCUCCCGGCAGAGUGUUACGCAUUAUGAGCAUCAGGCUCCAAACGACAGCCUCGACUUCCAACUAAAGUCAGUCUACGAUCACCACAAGGACUUCUUCUGGAGAAAGAAUCAGAUUUUAUACCAGAAGGAGACCGUGUCUGAGGACAGCAGGAAGCAGGGAAACUUAAAACAGGAUGUGCUGGAAAAGGAACAAGAGAACGACAUCAGAGUGUGGGUCGAUCCACAGAGGUGCUCCAUUUACAGCAUUAAGUGAAGCUCAGGCAUUUUCAAACAAGGGCUACACCAAGGAGAAUGGUGGCUUCUUCUAUUCAACAUGAAGUUUCCAGUACUACUAUCUCUAACUGCUAACAUCACAAAAGCUCUGUAAAUAAAAGGAGUUAUUUCAGUGCA